Messenger RNA from Maylandia zebra (zebra mbuna), 1937 nucleotides. It is a transcript of the gene ddost, whose product is annotated as dolichyl-diphosphooligosaccharide--protein glycosyltransferase subunit (non-catalytic). Gene Ontology annotation, cellular component: endoplasmic reticulum membrane; oligosaccharyltransferase complex. NCBI's taxonomy places the organism in Eukaryota, Metazoa, Chordata, Actinopteri, Cichliformes, Cichlidae. The record is from RefSeq and is a predicted model, not a curated record.
UUUAGUCAACUGCUAACGCUGACGUCGACUUCUGCAGCAAAAUGGCGGCGCUGACAGCAGUCAUGCAGACGAACCGGUCCGGUUCUUUAUCAUCGUCCAAAAAACGAACCGGAACGGUGUUAAUGAGGCGGUUCAAGCUUUUGGACCAUAGCGUCCUUUUAUUGCUGUCGUUAGCCUCCGUGCUGCAUUGUGCUUUGGCUGACGGUAAGACGUUGGUGCUGCUGGACAACCUCAACAUCAAAGACACCCAUUCAAUCUUCUUCCGCAGUCUGGCAGACCGUGGAUUUGACCUCACCUUCAAGACCGCUGAUGAUCCCUCCCUGUCGCUGAUCAAAUAUGGCCAGUUCCUGUAUGACCACUUAAUUAUCUUCUCACCAUCAGUUGAAGACUUUGGUGGAAAUAUAAAUGUGGAGACUAUUACAUCCUUCAUUGACGGUGGGGGCAAUGUCCUGGUUGCUGCAAGUUCAGACAUCGGCGACCCUCUGAGGGAGCUGGGCAGUGAGUGUGGCAUUGAGUUUGACGAGGAAAAGACUGCCGUCAUUGAUCAUCACAACUAUGAUGUGUCUGAUCCUGGAGAGCAUACCCUGAUUGUCGCUGACCCAGAGAACCUGCUGAAAGCUCCCACUAUUGUCGGCAAACCCACCAAGAAACCUGUUUUAUUCAAGGGUGUCGGCAUGGUGGCAGACCCAGACAACCCUCUUGUCCUGGACAUCCUUACUGGGUCCUCCACCUCCUACUCCUUUUUCCCUGACAGACCCAUCUCACAGUACCCCCACGCUGUUGGCAAGAACACCCUGCUGAUCGCUGGGCUCCAGGCUCGAAACAAUGCCAGAGUGGUGUUUAGUGGCUCCUUGGACUUCUUCAGCGAUGCCUUCUUCAACUCUGCAGUGCAGAAAGCCACACCAGGUUCACAGAGGCACGAGCGGACAGGGAACAUGGAGCUGGCCGAGGCUCUGUCUCGCUGGGUGUUCAAGGAGGCUGGAGUCCUCAGAGUGGGAGCUGUUACCCAUCAUCGCGUGGGGGAGACCGACGCCCCCACAGCAUACACCAUCACCGACCUCGUGGAAUACAGCAUUGUCAUUGAGAUGUUGUCCGAGGGCCGUUGGAUCCCAUUCGACGGAGAUGAUAUCCAGCUUGAGUUUGUGAGGAUCGAUCCCUUCGUCCGGACUUAUCUCAAGAAAAAUGGAGGUAAAUACAGUGUCCAGUUCAAGCUGCCUGAUGUGUAUGGAGUCUUCCAGUUUAAAGUGGACUAUAACCGACUAGGAUAUACACAUCUCUACUCCUCCACUCAGGUAUCGGUGCGUCCUCUGCAGCACACCCAGUAUGAGCGCUUCAUCCCCUCAGCCUACCCAUACUAUGCCAGUGUCUUCUCCAUGAUGGCUGGACUCUUUGUCUUCAGCGUAGUUUUCCUCCACAUGAAAGAGAAGGAGAAGUCUGACUAAUACAGAAUGCCAGUGGGGAAGAGAAAAUAAGACUGGAAGUGAACUUGUGGUGUGAAGAGUGGAAAUGAAUGUCGUGAUGGCUUGAGUCUUCAUGCAGGGACUUGGACUGUUUCUGUUCUGUUAUUGGGGAACUCACUUUGUCGGGGUCUGAGGGCCAAAAGAGGCCCUGACUGUAAUGCAGUGGUUGUGGGAGGUUUUUUUACACUUUGGAAUCACUCAGUGGCCCUUGUCUGUUCAGAAGUCAGUCAGCGUUUGUUUAAAGUUGCUUUACAAUUGAUUAAAUAUUUCAAGUCAAACAUUUGCUUAGAAAUGGGGAAGAAAUUUACAAUAAAAUUUGACCUGCAUUGUUUUAUUUUUCAGCCAGAAAAGUUUAUUGUGGUAACUACAUGCACUGAUUAUGGCAACAACUCAUUUGUUUGUUUUUUUUUGAUAAGAUUAAUGUGUUUCCAAAUAAGUUGGAGUCAUCUUAAUAAAAUAUUGACAUUCCACUCAAUA